GUUCUAGCCGUUACUUUCAUCUCACCUUAUAUAAUAAGUCCAAGUCUAUCAAGUCGAUCGAUGGUGUCCGGUCAACCAUAGGGCCUGCCUACGUACCACAUUCCCAUGUGGUGAUCCUACUCAUCAUUCUCCAUGGGCCCUUUUUUCAGCACCACUCUCCGGGGAUAGGCUAGAUCUCCAUGGCAUCUUUUCCUGCUGCAUCGCUCUUCUCUCUGCCACUCACGUCAUGGCAGCAACCUCGCAGUGUGCGCGUCUCUCGGUAUGAGCCCAGGAAGCGCAAGAAAGAUCUUAAUGACUGGGGGGAUGACGAUGACGACGGAGAGGGAGAUGGAGACACCACCGAUGCUGUAUCAGAGGUAGCACCUGGCACGUCACUCACCUUGUCUCCGGAUGAAGCCCAUCAGUAUCGGGUUGCGGGCCUUUCUUUCGACCGGGAACUCCCCGGGGGACGUUUCCCGCAUGGCCCUGCUCAAGAUCAACCAACCCGCCCGCAUACAAAAGAGCGAAUACUAAAAGAGCUGACCUCGCUGUCUUCUCCGAUCUUUCUGCCCCAGGCAGCUGCCCACCAGGGAAACCUUCGUAUGCAGCAUCUUGCCGUGCUGUCGUCUAUCCUGCAUCGUUGUCUUCUCCAAGGCGACUAUAUCCGGGCAGGAAGGGCCUGGGGACUGAUUCUGCGCGAGGAAGUCCGGGGGGCUCCCAUUGACGUUCGCGCUGAAGGAAGAUGGGGCAUCGGUGCAGAGAUUUUGCUCCGACGAGAGACCACUGCCGAAAAUGCGUUGGUGGAUGACGGCUCACCGGUUGUAGCGGCGCCAUCUUCCGGGCCCUUCUUCACGAGGGAGGGCUUUGAAAAUGCCAAGGAGUAUUACGAACUACUCAUCAUACAGCAUCCGUAUCGGAAGUUUCACCACGAUGCUAUUAACCCCUUGCAUUUUUAUCCUGCUAUGUUCGGGCUCUGGAUAUACGUGGCCCAGGAAGAGAGCAAGGCUUCUCGGCAAGAUAUCCGGAACGAACAUGGCAGUACUCUUGAAGACUACUCGGACGAUGAAGAGUCCGAGUCUGAGUUACUAGAGCGUGCUAGCUCAAGGCAACGCGUCUAUGCCCUUCUUGCCGGGGCCAGGAAGAAGGAGCUGGACGAGGCCCAAAAGAUCGCAGCGAGGAUGGACGAGAUUAUCGUUUCCCCUCCUUAUGCUGAUUCCUCGGAGUUAUUGGAGCUCAGGGGAAUGGUGUCCUUAUGGAUUGCCGAUCUUCAUGUUUCCUCGGUGCCUUUCACACGGAGGAACAAACGAAUGGACGACUCUGAUACCGAUGGGAACGGUUCCGUAUCCGCUGACGACAUACAAGAGAACCUCCAAGAAAGGCGGGAACGCCGGUUUGCUUUUGAGAGGAAAGAAGCCGAAUCACAAAAGUCGCAAGAAUUCUUCCAGAAGGCUAAGCAACGUGGGAAAGGAGUCGCCUCGACUCUUGGGGAUUUUCAUAUUGACGACGAUGACGAUGACGAUGAUGAUUUUGUGGGCGACUAUGUGCAUGCAAAAGGGGCUGGUCAGCCUCGACCACGCACCACUGAGGCCGCAAACCAGUCACGACAAGCUCUAGCAGCUCAGGCAAGGGUCGAAGUCCCCUCGACAACUCUGGUCGCACCAGUACCCCUGCCGUUCAAUAAGCCGGUAUCACUGGAGCAUUACGGCGCCCCGUCCUUUACCGAGCAGAUGCCUCAGGCGCCGGCAGACAACCAUGCCCACAGAGACAUGUUUGACACGGACGUCGAAGGCAUCGAUGAUUCCACCAUCGCAGCAACCAGUGUCAUCGGCGUCGAGGAUGUUCCGCUGCAAUACCAAUUACGACCCGCCACGGUCCCCCAGCAGCAGCAGCAGCAUCAUCAUCAUCAUCAUCAUCAUCAGGAAGCGGAUGUCGACGACGAGAGGCCCCUGUACCCGUCUCGCCUGCCACGCCGUGCCUACGAUGGCAAAUGGUACGAGAAUCUCGGGGACAAGGCCAUGAGAUCCGCCGGCUUCGACUCGGAAGACGUCGACAACACCAGCCAAUUGACCUCCAUGGCCGGGGACGACGAACAAUCCGACACGACCGAGGACCCGGACUACGUCCGCGGAUACAGAUCCUCAGCAGAAGAGCCUCUGAGCAAGCGACUGCAUAACUUCUGGAGCGCCAGCAGAAAGUCGUAUCAGAACCCCGAGACCACCGCCUACCCGGAACCGUCCAAAGGUGCUUCGCACCGGCAGUCCACGAUCACCGACGCCAGGAUGGCCAACCCCGUCACCGGCAACAGGAAGGUCACUCUCCCACGCAGCAUGACCGCCACCCCACGGACCCGAUUCAGUCCCCCCAAGCCAUCUCUCCUGGAGCAGUUGGACAUCACUCCAACCCGACGCACCUCAGGACCUCGACCCCAGCCCGGCAAGGAACCAGGCAUCACCACCACCACCGCCACUACCACCAUCAACCACCGCGACAGCGAAGACGACGCCCACCUCUUCCACCCCAGCCACAGCCACAGAAGACACGACAGCCUCCCACCAUUGAGCGCCUUCGACAUGACCAACCUCGACGACCUGGACUCCGACCCCAUCAACGACCCCUUCUCCCGGCGCGCCUCCUUCUUCUCCACCCUCUCCAUCGACGAGUGGGAGGACUACGGCGAUCUCCUAAUCGAUCAAUUCAGCGCCGCGCUUUCCGAAAUGAAAGACCUGCGCCAGGCGAGGCGGAAAACCGCCGCUACCUUCGAGGCGGAGGUCAAGCGGAGACAUGAGGUCGUGGAGGAUCAGUCGGCGGACCUGUCGAGGAAGUUUGAUGAAAUGAGGAGUGGUGGUGCCGAGGUGUUGAGGGGUCGGACGCCUUGAAUGAUUUGAUUUGACUUAAUUAUUGCAGCAGUAUCAAUGAUUAUAUGCAUGUGUUCAGAUACUUCUACUGCCGCCGGGGUUUUAUUAUCAUUGAUAUAUUGUUGUGGACUGAUAAUAUUCUGUGCAUGGUUUCCACGUGAUUCUUCUCAUCUUUAUCAGUUUUUC
Molecule: messenger RNA, 3020 nt
Organism: Aspergillus heteromorphus CBS 117.55
Lineage: Eukaryota; Fungi; Ascomycota; Eurotiomycetes; Eurotiales; Aspergillaceae
Exons: 3
Coding region: 180-2855 (891 amino acids)
Biological process (GO): transcription initiation at RNA polymerase I promoter; nucleolar large rRNA transcription by RNA polymerase I
Cellular component (GO): RNA polymerase I core factor complex
Molecular function (GO): RNA polymerase I core promoter sequence-specific DNA binding; TBP-class protein binding; RNA polymerase I general transcription initiation factor activity
Source: RefSeq, a predicted model, not a curated record